Pungitius pungitius (ninespine stickleback) is the source of this 4527-nucleotide messenger RNA. RefSeq names its product inactive phospholipase C-like protein 2. The transcript is spliced from 7 exons. The record is from RefSeq and is a predicted model, not a curated record. Gene Ontology annotation, biological process: release of sequestered calcium ion into cytosol; lipid metabolic process; phosphatidylinositol-mediated signaling. Gene Ontology annotation, molecular function: phosphatidylinositol-4,5-bisphosphate phospholipase C activity. Lineage: Eukaryota; Metazoa; Chordata; Actinopteri; Perciformes; Gasterosteidae. Bases 1042 to 4383 code for a protein of 1113 amino acids.
ACAGGUAUAUUAGUUGUGUAAAAAGGGGCGUUCCGUGUGAAAGUGAUCAGUUUUGAUUGACGGCUCUGCCCGUCGAGUUACUUUGUUGCUCGGAAACGGCUCCUCUGACAGAUUUUUUUUUUUUUUAUUAUUUAUUUUUACACUAACGGGAAAACGUAAACCGUAUUCAAACAACAGACUUUGGAGGAUACGUUAACCAGCCGGGGGAGAAAAAAACAAACAAACAAACAAACCCCGGGGUCGCGUUGAGGAGACUUUGCGUCGGCGGUUUAGAAAAAAGAGAAGAAGAAAAAAAAAAAAAACUAAGUUGGCCCAGCUAGCGGGAGCUAGCUAGAGCUAGCUUAGUUAGCUCGUUAGCUCGGCUCAGUGCUCCGCGGCACCGAGGCGAAGGGUUACGUCUCUCUCCCUCCCUCUCUCUCUCUCUCUCUCUCUCUCUCUUUCUGCGGCAGCAACAACUUGAGAGGGGAGCCCCGUCCUCUCCAUGGCGAGACGAGUCGGUCCACAAAGGCGAGGACACGGUAAGCUCAUCGGGAGAGUUGAUCACGAACCGAUAACUUCUACGUGCUUUAAAAAAAAGAGAGAGAGAGAGAGAGAGAGAGAGAAGAAGAGAUCAUUCAACUUAACGUCGGUGAGUUGCUGUUCAACGGAAAGAAGGGUGUUUUUUUUUUACUGCAUUUAAACACCGGUGAGAUACCGGAGAUGUGGUAAAAGACGGUCAACUUAUUUUAAGAAAAUACCAAAAUUCAUGUAAAAAAAAGGUGGCAAUGCGAUGACAGCGACGUCUCUUUUGGCACGAUGCACGGAGCCGGAGUCCUGUGACCGCGGGAGGCUGACCGAUACGUGCACCCGAGAGGGCGGAAUGGCGCGUGCAAACGUCACACCGAGGCGAUAGUCCGGCCAGGAAAUCGGAGGAAACCUGACAAACGUUAAAAAGGCUUCUCUGCAACCCAGCAGCUUGCGUGGACGCGUGCGUGCGUGCGUGCGUGCGUUCGUGCGUGUGUGUGUGUCUGUGCGUGCACGCGUGUGCUCUCGGAAGUGCCCAUGGCGGAGUUCGGGGAGGACGGCGACCCGCCUCCAUUGCAUCCCGGGGACACGGCCGUGCCCGGCGCGGCAAAGGCGCGUUGCGAGGGGUCGGUCCUGAAUGGAGACUGCGGGAUAGUGGACAACACGGUCGGUUCGGGGUCCCUCGUCGCGACCGGGGGCCAAGCCGCGGGGGACGCCUCCAGCGCCUUCGCCGGACCGGACGCCAAGUGUGAAAUCCCGCGCAGGAGCAGCAUAAUCAAGGACGCCUCAAGACAGCGCAAAGAAAGAAAGAAGACGGUGUCAUUCAGCAGCAUGCCCACGGAGAAGAAGAUCAGCAGUGCGAGCGACUGCAUCGGUGCGAUGGUGGACGGCUCUGAGCUGAAGAAGGUGCGGUCCAAUUCCCGCGUCUACCACCGCUACUUCUUCCUGGAAGCCGACAUGCAGUCUCUGAGAUGGGAGCCCACCAAGAAGGAGUCAGAAAAGGCCAAGAUUGACGUGAAAUCCAUCAAGGAGGUGCGGACGGGCAAAAACACGGACACUUUUAGAACCAACGGGACCUACGAUCAGAUAUCGGAGGACAGCGCCUUCUCGGUCAUCUUCGGGGAGAACUACGAGUCACUGGACUUGGUGGCAAACACUGCAGAUGUGGCCAACAUCUGGGUGACGGGGCUGAGGUACCUGAUCUCCUACGGGAAGCACACCUUGAACAUGAUAGAAAGCACUCAGAACAACAUGCGCUCAUCUUGGCUUGGCGAGCUGUUCGACGAGGCGGGCGGCAACAACAACAACAACAGCAGCAGAAAAAUAUCGCUGUGUGCUGCCGUGCAGCUCGUCAAGAAGUUGAACCCCGGACUUAAAAAUGUGAAAAUAGAACUGAAGUUCAAAGAGCUCCACAAAGCCAAGGACAAAGCGGGAUGUGACGUGACCAAAGAGGAGUUCAUUGAGGUCUUUCAUGAUCUUUGCACUAGACCAGAGAUAUAUUUUCUCUUUGUUCAGUUCUCCAGCAACAAAGAGUUUCUGGACACCAAGGACUUAAUGAUAUUCCUGGAGGCGGAGCAGGGGACGGCACAAGUCAGCGAAGACACCAGCUUGGAGGUGGUUCAGAAAUACGAACCGUCUAAAGAGGGCCAGCUCAGGGGUUGGCUUUCCCUCGAUGGCUUCACCAACUACCUGAUGUCUCCGGAGUGCCAGCUCUUCGACCCUGAACAGAAAGCCGUUUGCCAGGACAUGAACCAGCCCAUGUCCCACUACUACAUCAACGCAUCCCACAACACGUAUCUGAUCGAGGAUCAGUUCAGAGGCCCCUCCGACGUGACGGGCUACAUCCGCGCCCUCAAGAUGGGCUGCCGCAGCGUGGAGCUGGACGUCUGGGACGGGCCCGACAACGAACCGGUGAUCUACACCGGUCACACCAUGACGACGCAGAUCGCCUUCCGCAGCGUCGUCGACGUCCUCAACAAGUACGCCUUCGUCGCCUCCGAGUUCCCGCUGCUGCUGUGUCUGGAGAACCACUGCUCGCUGCAGCAGCAGAGGGUCAUGUUUCAGCACCUGAAGAAGAUCCUCGGCGACAAGAUCCACGUCGAGCCCCCCAAACCCGAGGACUGUUACCUCCCCUCUCCCUCGGCGCUGAGGGGAAAGAUCCUGCUCAAGGGCAAGAAGCUGAGCACCGCUUGCACCGCUUCGGAAGGCGAGGUGACGGACGAGGACGAGGGGGCGGAAAUGUCCCAGAGGUUGAGCAUCGAGACGCCGGAGCAGCAGCAGCAGCAGCAGCAGACGGUCGCCCCCCCGAAGAAGUUCCAGCUGUCGAAGGACCUCUCCGAUCUGGUGACCCUGUGCAAGUCGGUGGAGUUCAAAGACUUCCCCACGUCCUUCCAGAGCCAGAAGCAGUGGGAGCUGUGCUCCUUCAACGAGGUCUUCGCCACGCGCUGCGCCAGCGACUUCCCGGGCGACUUCGUGAACUACAACAAGAAGUACCUCGCGCGGGUCUAUCCCAGCCCCAUGCGCAUCGACUCCAGCAACAUGAACCCGCAGGACUUCUGGAAGUGCGGUUGCCAGAUUGUGGCGAUGAACUACCAGACGCCCGGCCUGAUGAUGGACCUGAACAUCGGCUGGUUCCGUCAGAACGGGAGCUGCGGCUACGUGCUGCGGCCGGCCAUCAUGAGGGAGCACGUGUCCUACUUCAGCGCCAACACCAAAGACUCCGUGCCCGGUGUUUCCCCGCAGCUCCUGCACAUCAAGAUCAUCAGCGGGCAAAACCUGCCCAAGCCCAAAGGCUCGGGCGCCAAGGGGGACGUAGUGGACCCGUACGUGUACGUGGAGAUACACGGCAUCCCGGCCGACUGCGGCGAGCAGAGGACCAAGACGGUCAACCAGAACGGCGAGAACCCCCUGUUCGACGAGAGCUUCGAGUUCCAGAUCAACCUCCCCGAGCUCGCCAUGGUGCGCUUCGUGGCGCUGGACGACGACUACAUCGGCGACGAGUUCAUCGGCCAGUACACCAUCCCCUUCGAGUGCCUCCAGCCGGGCUUCCGGCACGUGCCGCUGCAGUCCCUGACCGGCGAGGUGCUGCCGCACACCUCGCUGUUCGUCCACGUGGCCGCAACCAACCGGAGGGGGGGCGGCAAACCGCACAAAAGGGGGCUGUCCGUGCGGAAGGGCAAGCGGAGCAGGGAGUACGCCAGCAUGCGGGUGCUGUCGAUCAGGGCCGUGGACGACGUCUUCAAGGCGGCCGUGCUGCCGCUGAGGGAGGCGACGGACCUCAGAGAAAACGUGCAGAAUGCCAUCGUGUCCUUUAAAGAGCUGUGCGGCCUUUCAGCAGUGGCCAACCUGAAGCAGUGCAUCCUGGCCCUUUCUCCUCGACUCACCGGAGCCGACAACAGCCCCCUUCUGGUGUUCAACCUCGCUGACCAGUACCCCAACCUGGAGCCCCAGGGCCUGCUACCAGAGUUCCUGAAGAAAGUAGUCACCACCUACGAAACGGUGAUCCAGACCAGCAAGACUCUGCUGGAGAGCUACGAGGGGGUCUAUGAGCGAAUUCUGCAAACCCAAAAAGCCGGGAUGGAGUUUCACGAGAACAUCCACGACUCGGCGGUGAGGGAGGGGCUGAAGGGGCGCAAGCUGCACAAGGCAGUGGAGAGCUUCACCUGGAACAUCACCAUACUGAAGGGCCAGUUAGACCUACUGAAGCACGCGAGGAACGAGGUCCAGGAGAACCUCAAGCAGAUCCACUACGCCGCCCUGACCAGCAACCUGAGCAAAGGCGGCCCGCAGGGGGGCCCUGAGUCCAAGGGCAGGCGCAGCCUGGAGGCCAUCCCCGAGAAGGCCACGGCGGAGGAGGAGCUCACCGACGAGGACAACUAGAGACACCGCCACCCCCCCACCCCCCCUCUGAGUUCAGACUGCGGGACUGAAGGGAGACAUUUGCCCCGCGUGUGAUAUGCCGCCCGGCCAUGAGACGCCAUGAGACGCACACACAGGCCUUUAUCAAAGUGCCAGACCCCCCCC